AUGGCCAACGCAGCCGCUAUCCUCCUCCUCCUCCUCAUCGCCAGCGCCGCGGCCCACACGACGACGACGAUGUACAAGGACGAGAAGUGCAAGAGGGAGAUCAAGGAGAUGCCGCAGUGGCAGUGCGUGAUGUGGAUCGCCAGCGAGCCCUUCGGAGACGCCAUUGCAGCCCCCAACCGCCGCUACCAGCCCGAGGAGCACCUCUUCAGCUGCUGCCAGCACCUCAAUAGUCUCAGCUCCCAAUGCCGCUGCGACGCCGUCUGGGAGAUGAUGAUGGAGAUCACCGGCUACGGCGACAUCGCCUGCGCCCUUGCCGAGCAGUGCGGCCUCAAAUGCUCACUAACCUGCCCCGGCAGCGGCCACCGUGGCCCCGCCCUCGCUUGA
Molecule: messenger RNA, 384 nt
Organism: Salvia splendens (bonfire salvia)
Lineage: Eukaryota; Viridiplantae; Streptophyta; Magnoliopsida; Lamiales; Lamiaceae
Product: 2S sulfur-rich seed storage protein 1
Exons: 1
Coding region: 1-384 (127 amino acids)
Source: RefSeq, a predicted model, not a curated record